GCGAUGGCGAAGCGCAGAAUGAAUUAUGUGAGAAUCAGUCGGUGUCGCUGCUCCAGCCGCUGACUCUGAGCUUUUAGAACGUUUUAAAACCGUUUUAUCGCCUUCUUGUUCGAUUGGGCUCGUUCAGGGGAGGAUGAGUGCUGAAGCAGCCGACCGGGUGGCUGCUGUGACCAGCAGUCGGCCAGGCACGCCUCUGCAGACGUCCUGGUUUGAGUUCCUCCUGGAUGGCAGCCUGCUGGAGAAACACCUGCAGAAAUCACACCCAGAUCCUGCACCGGUGCAGCUGAUCAUCCAGUUCCUGGAGCAGGCGUCCAAGCCGUCUGUGAACGAGCAGAAUCAGGUUCAGCCUCCAGCAGACAACCGCAGGAACCGAACCUUGAAGCUGCUGGCGCUGAAAGUCGCUGCACACAUGAAGUGGGAUCUGGAUUCACUGGAGAAAGGAUUGACCAUCCCGGUGUUGAACAUGCUGCUGAACGAGCUGCUGUGUGUCAGCAAAGUGCCUCCAGGUGUGAAACAUGUGGAUCUGGAUCUGUCCACUCUGCCUCCCACCACCGCCAUGGCAGUGAUCAUCUACAACCGCUGGGCCAUCAGAACCAUCGUGCUGAGCAGCUUUCCAGAGAAACAAACCAAACCAGGACCUCACCAGAUGAACAUGUUAAGUAUUGUGCAGCAGGAGAAAGAAAUGACUGACAACAUCCUGACUGUGCUGAAAGAGCAGGCGACCGACUCCAUCAGCGUCCUGGAAGGAGCUCUGCAGCUGAAGAAAGACUUCUACGUUCACACUCUGAGGACUCUGGACCUGCUGGCUGCCGACGCUGCCGCCAACGGGGAAACCGAGUCCUCGACCGCCGGGCUUCGCAUCAGCGCCGAUGAGCUGCACUGUCAGGUGCAUUAUGACCUGGGAGGUAUCUUCUUCCAGCAAGGCUGCACGGACCAGCCGACCUACGAGAAAGCCAGAGAUCACUUCAGACAGACGAAGGAGCUGUUAAAGAAGCUGGACUCGACGGUCCACGUUCACCUGGAUGAGAAGCGUCUGGCCGGUUACUGGAACGCCUGCAGAGCUCUGACCGGAGACUGCGACCCCUGUGACCCCCAGACGACUCCCUACGACCAGAUCAACAGCCUGAUCCGAGCUCACAACUACCAGGCCGUCAUCGAAGCCUUCAUCAAAGACAACGUGUCCCGCAGUUUACCAAACCACUUCAGACGCUCGGUCCUCAGGGAGUUCUUGUACAAAGUCCAGCAAGGGGAAUCGGGUCUGGAUGAAGUUUGCCACAAGCUGUGCGUCUGCAACGCCGUCCGAGACGCUGUGGAAGGAGAAAUCCUCAGCGUGCGUUUCCAGCAGCUGCUCCUCAAACCCAGUAAACGAAUGGUGGACUUCAUAUUGGAGGUAAUCGGGACUCUGUGUGAAAACCUGGAGGACUUGUCUCUGGUGUUUGUGGUUUCGUCCCAUAAGCUGUUCAUGGAGCUGCUGAAGGAGGACGAGAGGAAGGUUCUGGUGGAGCAGAUGAGGAAGAGGUCGGCCACCAUCAACCUCAGCGCCAAACCGCUGCCUUCCUUCUACGACAUCCCAGCUUCAGCGAGCGUGAACAUCGGGCAGCUGGAGCAGCAGCUGAUUCUUUCACUGGAGCCGCGGAGGAUCAGGCAGAUCCUCAUCGAACUCCACGGGAUGGCCGAACGCCCCUUCUGGAGGGUCAACAGCAAGUGGGAGGUUCCUCCAGACUACAUCAACGUGAUCCUCGGCAUCAAAGACAACCUGACCAGGGACCUGGUUUACAUCCUCAUGGCCAAAGGGCUCCACUGCAUAUCAAUAAAGGACUUUGUCCACGCUCGGCUGCUGUUCUCCGCCUGCCUGGAGCUGGUCACCGAGUUUUCCCCGAAGCUGAGGCAGGUGAUGCUGAACGAGAUGCUGCUGCUGGAGGUCCGAGCUCACGAGACGAUGGCGGCCGAAGGCAGCAAGGAGCGACCGCCGCCUGACCUGGUCAGCAGGGUCAGGGGCUACCUGGAGAUGAGGAUUCACGAUCUGCCUCUACGUCAGGUGGUUGGAGAAGAGUGCGUCGCCUUCAUGCUGAACUGGAGGGAGAACGACUAUCUGACUCUGCAGGUUCCUCCGUCUCUGGUCAUGAACAACCCGUACAUCAAGCUCGGCCAGCUGCUGGCUUCGACGUGCAAAGAGCUUCCCGGUCCUAAGGAGAGUCGGCGAACCGCCAAGGAGCUGUGGGACGUGGUGGUUCAGAUCUGCAGCGUCUCCAUCCAGCACAAGAGGAACAGCGACGGCCGAGUGGGUUUGAUCAAACACAGGGAGUCGUCCAUGGGCAUCCUGCACCGGAGCAAAUUCAUCACAUUCGUCAAGAAACUCAGAGAGCCGCUGGUGCUGACGACGCUCAUCUCCCUGUUUGUGAGGCUCCACAGCAUCGUUAGGGACGACAUUGUGAACGAAGUGACGGCUGAGCAUCUCUCCAUCUGGCCGUCGACUCUCCCCAACAUCCAGGCGGUGGACGUGGAGGCCGUGGCCGUGACGGUCAAAGAGCUGGUUUCUUACGCUUUAACUCUGAACCCCAACAACCAGUCGUGGCUCAUCACACAGGCAGACAUCUACUUUGUGACCAAUCAGUACUCGGCAGCUCUGAACCUUUACCUCCAGGCCGGAGCCGUGUGUUCGGACUUCUUCACCAAAGCCGUGCCUCCUGACGUCUACACUGACCAGGUUCUGAAGAGGAUGAUCAAGUGCUGUUCAAUGAUGAACUGCCACACACAGGUUGCUGUUCUGUGCCAGUUUCUGAGAGAAGUCGACUACAUGACGGCUUUCAAAGCUCUUCAGGAGCAGAACAGUCAUGACGCCAUGGACUCAUUCUACGACUACAUCUGGGACGUCACCAUCCUGGAGUAUCUCACACAUAUUCACCACAAACGGGGCGAAACUGAGAAGAGACAAAUAGCGAUCAAAGCAAUCGGCCAGACGGAGCUGAACACCAGCAACCCAGAGGAGGUUCUGCAGCUCGCGGCCCAGAAGAGGAAGAAGAGGUUCCUGCAGGCGAUGGCCAAACUGUACUUCUAGUAAAACACAGAGCAGUGUUUGAGGGGAGGGAAUGUACAUUUUUUAUUUUGCGGUUGAAAGUAAACUAAAUAAAUACAGCUGUUCAUUUGUUCACUUGAA
This is a messenger RNA of Stegastes partitus (bicolor damselfish), 3157 nucleotides long. It is a transcript of the gene ints8, whose product is annotated as integrator complex subunit 8. Gene Ontology annotation, biological process: snRNA 3'-end processing. The transcript is spliced from 27 exons. Gene Ontology annotation, cellular component: integrator complex. NCBI's taxonomy places the organism in Eukaryota, Metazoa, Chordata, Actinopteri, Pomacentridae. The coding region runs from base 134 to 3058 and encodes 974 amino acids. The record is from RefSeq and is a predicted model, not a curated record.